Molecule: messenger RNA, 2172 nt
Organism: Struthio camelus australis
Lineage: Eukaryota; Metazoa; Chordata; Aves; Struthioniformes; Struthionidae
Source: RefSeq, a predicted model, not a curated record
CUGAACCCGUCUCCGACCGACGGGACGAGUCCGGACGCUCAGUCCGGGAACUGUAAAAACUUGCAGAAGGAGAAAAUCCCUGAAAACCUCCUGUCGGAUCUCAGCUUGCAGAGCCUGACGGCGCUCACCUCCCAGGUCGAGAACAUUUCCAACACCGUGCAGCAGCUUCUGCUCUCCAAAUCGGCCAUGCCCCAGAAGAAGGGUAUCAAGAACCCAGCGAGGACCCCCGAGCAGCUCAAAGGGCAGCACUGCAGUCCCGAGAGCAGCACCUACUCUGCAGACCAGGUAGGCACCCCCCUGUCCGACCCGCUCAGCACCCCGCAGUCCGUCCACGCAGAGACGCAGGACGCCGAUUAUCUCAGCGGGUCAGAGGACCAGCUGGAAAGAAGUUUCCUGUAUUGCAACCAGAACCGCAGCCCUGCCCGUGUCAACAGCAACUCCAAGGCGAAGCCCGAGUCAGUGUCCACUUGCUCCGUGACCUCCCCAGAUGACAUGUCCACCAAAUCGGACGACUCCUUCCAGAGCAUCCACGCCAGCCUGCCCCUGGAGACCUUCACCAAGUACGUGACCAACGAACGGGACUGUCCUCGGCUGCUCCUCAGCGCCCUGUCCCAGGAGGAGCUGGCCUCCGAAAUCAUCGUCCUGCAGGACGCCAUCAACGAGAAGGCAGACAAGGCCUGGGCCAAUUCCCCCAUGCUCAACAAGGAUGCCACAAAAUCCCCCUUCCACCUGGAGAACCACCGGCCGUGCCUGGACUCCAUGGUGAAGGGCGCCUGGCCCAGCCAGGGCGACUCCAGCACGCUCACUGAGCCCCUGAAGCUGGACAAGGCUUCCGGGGGCAGCACGGGGAAGGACUUUGGCGAAGAGGUGUACGAGAGCCCCCAGGUGGACUUUGCAGCCACCGAGACAAAGGAUGCGCUCAAAGACGCGACCUCUCUGGCGUACAACUCCAAGCCCAGCAUCCCAGCUGCUACUUCGAGCUCCGGGGCUGCCAGCUACAGCUGCUAUUCGAACACCACUGCCAACUCGGUGGGGUCUGACAACGCCAUGGAGCAUUUCGAGUGGCCAGAUGAGAGCCUCGGCGAGUCGUGCCUGAGGUGGAAAGAGCUGGGGACGGGCCUGCAAGCCUCAGACCUUUCCAAGGGCUUGUUCCCGAGCAAAUUGGUGGGGUCCUGCAAGGAGAAAAAAAAUGCCUGCAGCUUGGAUCCGUGCGAUGGUGAGCAGCCAGCCAAGAGCGAGCAAGCCAGGGACUUCAGCCAGCAGGCGAUGGAGGAGGAAGAGGAAGAGACGCUGACAUACGACGAGGCCACGAAGGCGGACAGCGAGCGAUGGCUGCAGGACACGCGGCAUUGCUGCUCGGCUGGGGACUUCAGCGAAAUCCCCAUGAUUUCGUCGCCGGACCUGAAGGAGUCGGACCUGGAAGCGGAGGAGUAUUCCUCGCUCUGCGAGCUGGCGAGCUCGGAGCAGAAGUCGGUGAUUUACGACGCCUCGCCACCGAAGCCCCCGGAGAUGCCCGCUGUGCUGUCCUCCAGCGACGUGCCCGUGUCUGCCGAAGAAACCGUCAGCACGGUGGAGAAGGAGAGCUCGGCCCCCUCGUCGCGGUUAUCCGGCCCGUCCGUGAUCCUCCUCGGCCCCGCCGUCGGCACCGAAACCAAGGUGAAGAGCUGGUUCAAAUCCUCCCUGCCCCACAUCAAGCCUGAAGAGGAGGCCGGCGGAGGGGAGAAAACCCACCCGGAGACGACGGACCCUGAGUCGGCCUUGUCGGUCACGGUCAAGAAGCAGCUGCUGCCCGAAAACGCGUUGGGGAAGCCGGAGCCCGUCUCGAGGGGCAAGAGCCUCCGCAACAAGAGAGUCCACUGCCGGCUGUCGGAGGGAGACGACUCCAGCAAAGCGGUGCCAAGCCCGUUUAAUGAUCUGCCGGCAGCUGGCGGCGUGGCCGGCACAUGUGUCGGGCCAGAUGGCCAGAUGGAAAUACCGAGCAAAAAUGCCCACAGCCAAACGCCGAGGUUUCCAGCGGAGGGGUUGCCAGCUCGCAUGUGCACCCGCUCCUUCACCGCCCUCACCGAGCCCCGCACGCCGGCCCCGCUCGAGGGGCUGAAAGCCCCGGCGCACCAGGAGAAGCUGGGGAAGAAACCCGCCUGCGGCGUGAAGCAGCGGGGGGGUUUCAAAGCC